Neogale vison (American mink) is the source of this 2772-nucleotide messenger RNA. RefSeq names its product collagen alpha-1(I) chain-like. Bases 1 to 2772 code for a protein of 923 amino acids. Lineage: Eukaryota; Metazoa; Chordata; Mammalia; Carnivora; Mustelidae. The transcript has 5 exons. The record is from RefSeq and is a predicted model, not a curated record.
AUGGGCGGCCCCGGUGCCGCGGGAGAGUCCAAGCCCCUGAGGCGGCCGGACGUCCGGGCGUCUGUUGGUGGCCCCUCCGUGGGGACGGAGGCGGCCGCGUCCUCUGGGGUGGUGGCCGAGGGGGAGAGGGGGGUCGCGGGGGGAGGUGAGCGUCCAGGGGAGGCGCGGAAGUCCCAGCCCACCUGCGAGGCCAAAAGGCUUGGCCCGGAGGAGGCGACAGGGCAAGGCUUGGGCUGGACGGGGCGGCUGGCCUGGUGCGGGCGCCCUGGCCACGGGGCCAGGGAGAAGCCAUGGAGCUUGGGCCAAAAGGGGGUGCGUGCCGAAGCGCUGCCGAGGCCCCUGCCUGGCCACCGAGAGCCACCCGCCCGCCCUGCCAAUCCACCUGCCCCGCCGGCAGCGCCCUCAAAACGCCGUGCGCCUCCUCCCCUUCCACCGCCGCUCAACCUGGGGACCCGCUCCGGCCUCAGCACCUCAGCACGCCGGCCUCCCGCGCUCCGGGCUCCCGGCUGCCACCGGGCCUGGCCACCGGGGUCCUGGAGACGUGCAAAAGGUUGGCCAGCUGCGUUGGCCGGGAAUCGAACCCGGGUCAACUGCUUGGAAGGCAGCUAUGCUCACCACUAUACCACCAACGCUGCACAGCCCGGGCCGCCCCCAGACGCACGCCCAGGGUUCGGCCCCGGCGUCUGCACCCGCUCUGGUCACCGCCUCUGGUCACCGCCUCGGCGGCCCAGCGCGCCUCGGCCCUGCCCCGACGACCCGCCCAUCCACAGCGCCGCGCUGCCGCACGGGCCAGCAGCGGCCGCCCGCCGUCCCACCCGCGCCAGCCCCACGCGGCUGGGCGGCUCCGUGGGCCCGCCCGCCUGCCAGCCAACCGCCUCUGGGGGGCGCUGGCGCCGCCCGGCCGCUCCUGCCGGACCGGGCAGCGUCGAAUCACCGGGGAGCCCGGGGCGGCCGGCCACUCGUCAGGCGCCCUGGGCACGACGGAAGGCCCUGGCUGGACUGUGGCGAGCCCGCAGGCGCGCGGCCCCGACGCCGAGGAACGCAAAAGGGUGGCGGUGGUGGACGGGGAGCAGGCGGGCGGCCGUCGUGGCCCUGGCGGCCUCUGGCCGCACGCUGGAGGAAGGAGGACAAGUGCGCCGGAGGGGCCAGCGUUCGCACAGAGCGGGGGCGGCGCCCGCGGCGCCCAAAAAAGGACGUCUGGCCUCCCCGUCGGGGAAUCGAACCCCGGUCUCCCGCGUGACAGGCGGGGAUACUCACCACUAUACUAACGAGGACGGCGGCGGCCAUCCGGCCGCCCGACCCCUCUGCGCCUGCCUGCCCACGCCUACCCCUGCCCUCGACGCCCCGCCUUCCAUCGGCGCCCGCCGCCUGCCGCACCGGACCCGACCCCAAACCAACGUCGUCCGCCAUCCCAGCAGCCCCACUGCCCGACUCGGGGCGGACCCCGCACCCGGACGCCCGCCCAAUACUCCCCGGGCGCCGCGGCCUCUGGCCUGCCAGGCGGGGAUCGCGCGGGGAGAAGCCGCCCCACAGGACAAGCGAGGCUGCCACCAGGAGGACGGGCGCCCACGAAGGGCAGAGGCCGAGGAGGGCGAGGGGGAGGAGCGGGGGGUGGGGUGGGGCGGGGAGCUGCCAGAGAGGCGGGCCCGACGCCGCCCUCUGGGUGCGCGGUCGGGGCUGUGCGAGGGCGGAGGCGCCAGGCGAGUCGGCGGGCUGUGCUCCCGCUCGGCGGCGGCGCGCGUCCCCUCGCUGGCGCACACACGCCGCCGCCAGCCUGCGGCAGCCUUGGCGCCGGGUCCCAGCCAGGCGAGCGGCGACGCGCUCAGCCCCGUCGUCAGGAUGGCCGAGCGGUCUAAGGCGCUGCGUUCAGGCUCGUGCCCGCAUGAACAGUGCCUCGCUCUCAGAGCCGUGCGCCUCCGCCACCGGGAGCAGCCGGUGGCCCGCGCCGCCCACGAGCCUUUUCCACCUGGACGCCUUCCCCUGGCCACACCUGCCUGCCUCCGGCCGCGGACCCAGGUGGCCCAGCCACCUGCUGGCGGGCCCACCACGCGGCCCUGCCGUCAGUGGGCCUGGCCCAGGAGUCCAACCCGGCAUUAUUGCUCCUCCCCCGAGCGCUGGGCGGAAGGAAGCCCUGCAUCCCCAGGCCUCCCACCUGGGCGCCCCAAGCCCGGCCCGCCCGGCCAGAACCCGAGGACCCCAGCGCGCUCCCUCAACGCGCUCCCUGUCCGCCAGCUAGCCAGCAGCGCCUCCGCCAGCGCUCCUGCCUCUCCACCACCGGCCCGAGUUGGACCCCCAGGGAGAGCUCCCGGCCAGAGCUCAGACACCUCGCUUCGCUCUCCUGGCCUCAGCGGUACUCGGCGGCGCCCGCGGCGCUCGGGGGCCUCCAUGUCCUAUGCACGACACGCGUGCGGCGCGCACGAGCCCCCGCAGACACCCACCCCACCACCCACACACCCCCACCCACACUCCCGCCACUCCACGGCACCCCACGUGCGCACACACGGCCGCGGCUCCGUUCCCCAGCCCCGCGGGAUCGCGCCCACACGGCCCGGGCGGGAAAGCCAUCCGCCAAUGGGCCUUUGGGGUGGGCGGAGAGUAGCUGCCCAAGGGAACGGCGGCGCUCAGCGGCACCUGCCCCAGACGAUCGCCCGCGGUGGGUGGUGUUGGGGCUCUGGCCCGGCUUCCUCCGGCUCCUGGCUUCCGCGGGCGACCCCGGCAGGGCAGCGUCUGGCGGCGGCCCUGGACCAGGGAGAAAACGCAGGAGGAGCCUAG